Saccharomyces eubayanus is the source of this 1326-nucleotide messenger RNA. It is a transcript of the gene ARG7, whose product is annotated as glutamate N-acetyltransferase. The coding region runs from base 1 to 1326 and encodes 441 amino acids. The record is from RefSeq and is a predicted model, not a curated record. Gene Ontology annotation, cellular component: mitochondrial matrix. NCBI's taxonomy places the organism in Eukaryota, Fungi, Ascomycota, Saccharomycetes, Saccharomycetales, Saccharomycetaceae. Gene Ontology annotation, molecular function: L-glutamate N-acetyltransferase activity, acting on acetyl-CoA as donor; L-glutamate N-acetyltransferase activity, acting on acetyl-L-ornithine as donor. Gene Ontology annotation, biological process: L-arginine biosynthetic process; L-ornithine biosynthetic process. The transcript has a single exon.
AUGAGAAUAUCACCAGCCUUACUACAACGCUCGAAACAGCUCAUAGAUAAGUACGCAUUGUAUGUCCCUGAGACAGGUUUCUUUCCUAAGGGUUUUGAAGUAGGCUGCAUUGCAUCCGGAGUUAAGAAAAAUGGUAACUUGGAUCUAGGUGUCAUCUUGAACACCAACAAAUCCCGUCCCUCCACAGCUGCAGCUGUCUUCACCACGAACAAAUUCAAAGCGGCUCCUGUUUUAACCUCAAAAAAGGUCCUCGAGGCUAGCUUGGGUAAGGGCAUUAAUGCGAUUGUGGUCAAUUCAGGCUGUGCCAAUUCAGUCACUGGAGAUCUCGGUAUGCAAGAUGCUCAGAUAAUGACUGACUUGGUCAACGAGAAGAUCGGUGAGAAAAACUCGACUUUGGUCAUGUCUACAGGUGUCAUUGGACAACGAUUACAAAUGGACAAGAUCAGUAAUGGUAUCAAUAAGAUUUUCAACGAAAGGAAAUUUGGCAGUGAUUUUAACUCUUGGUUGAGCGUUGCCAAAUCAAUCUGUACCACCGAUACCUUCCCUAAAUUAGUUACAUCUAAAUUCAAAUUGCCCAGUGGUGCCGAGUAUACCUUAACAGGUAUGGCCAAAGGCGCAGGUAUGAUUUGCCCCAAUAUGGCCACCUUACUAGGGUUCGUAGUUACAGAUCUACCUAUCGAAAAUAAGGCAUUACAAAAAAUGCUAACUUUUGCUACCACCCGUUCAUUUAAUUGUAUUUCAGUUGACGGUGAUAUGAGUACUAACGAUACCAUUUGCAUGCUCGCUAACGGUGCCGUUGAUACUAAAGAAGUCAAUGAAAGCUCUGAAGAUUUCGAACAAGUGAAAUUGCAGGUCACUGAAUUUGCCCAACGUUUGGCCCAGUUAGUUGUUCGUGAUGGUGAAGGUUCGACAAAGUUCGUCACCGUGAACGUUAAAAACGCACUGCAUUUCGAAGACGCUAAGACAAUUGCAGAAUCAAUUUCGAACUCGAUGCUGGUUAAGACUGCAUUAUAUGGACAAGACGCUAAUUGGGGGAGAAUCCUAUGCGCCAUUGGGUAUGCUAAGCUGAAUGAUUUGAAGUCAUUGGAUAUCGAUAAGAUCAACGUUAGUUUUAUCGCCACUGAUAACUCAGAACCUCGUGAGCUGAAGCUUGUUUCCAAUGGUGUUCCGCAACUAAAAAUUGACGAAGCAAGAGCCUCUGAGAUCUUGGCUCUGAAUGAUUUAGAAGUAUCGGUCGACUUGGGCACUGGUAAUGAAGAGGCCCAAUUUUGGACUUGUGAUUUAUCUCAUGAAUACGUUACCAUUAAUGGUGAUUACCGUUCAUAA